Medioppia subpectinata is the source of this 1097-nucleotide messenger RNA. The record is from the annotation of a GenBank genome assembly. Lineage: Eukaryota; Metazoa; Arthropoda; Arachnida; Sarcoptiformes; Oppiidae.
GGUAAAUGUUUUGCGAUCGACAGGAGGAUGUGCUGCGAUUGCAAUGCUUGUGGGUCCGGACGCUGCCAUCGUUUUUGACAGGAAAGUGCGGUCCACUUACAUGUCGAACGUCUAUGACUUCUAUAAACCCGAUAUGAGUUCGGAGUACCCGACAGUCGACGGCCCGCUUUCCAACCAAUGCUAUCUCCAGGCACUCGACAAAUGCUUUAAACUAUAUUUCGAAAAAGCAAACAAACUGACAAAAGGCACGUCUCUCGACACCUUUGACGCUAUUGUAUUUCACGCCCCGUAUUGUAAACUCGUCCAGAAGUCCAUCGCACGACUUCAGCUCCUUAAUUAUCUGCAGAGUUCGGACAAUCAAAACAACGAUUCAUUUAAAGCACUGGAAAAUUACAAAAAUGUAAAACUGGAGGAGACGUAUAACGACAGAGAGUUGGAGAAACUUCUGUUGACUCUAAGCAAACGCACGUUUGAGCAGAAAACUGAUCCGAGUCUGAUGUUGGCGCGCACUGUCGGCAACAUGUAUACGGCAUCUCUCUAUGCAUCCAUCACUUCUCUGCUAUUGAGUGAAUCGGCCGAUAGUUUGGCGAACAAAAAGCUGCUGUUAUUUUCAUACGGGUCUGGUUUGGCCGCAUCCAUGUUCUCAGCGAGAGUGACAUCGGAUCAGACGGUACUCUCAAAACUGCUCAAAGGAAUCGCUGAUAUUCCGAACCGAUUGAGUCGUCGAUCGAAAGUGUCGGCCGAAGUGUUUGAAGAAGCGCUGAAUCUUCGAGAGAAGACGCAUAACGUGGCGCCAUAUAAGCCGAUCGGAUCGCUCGACCAGUUAGUCGCCGGAACCUAUUUCUUAACGGCUGUCAGUGAGAAAUACCACCGAAUUUAUGAACGCAUUUCCAGCGAUGAUUAGAAAUAACACAAAAUUUAAUGAAAUAUACAAAGCAUUCAACGAGUGUUUGAUUAAUAGUUUUUUAAUAUAUGAAUGAAAUUUACAUAAAUAGUGAUAUAAAAGAGUUUUUUAUGAUAUAAUUUUUGAGUAUAUAUUAUAUUAUAAUUAUAAACGGUUUUAAUCGUGUUAUUAAUUUAAUUAAAAGACAAAGCAA